Caenorhabditis auriculariae is the source of this 4264-nucleotide messenger RNA. The record is from the annotation of a GenBank genome assembly. NCBI's taxonomy places the organism in Eukaryota, Metazoa, Nematoda, Chromadorea, Rhabditida, Rhabditidae.
AUGCUUUUUGGUGAGGUUUCGCGUCUUCCUUUUUUUAUAGGAACAUUUUUUUACAAUUUAAUUUCAAGGUAUUUCAACGAUUUGCCGUUCUGCUGGUUCAUGUCGACCUUCGCUUUUUGUUGCCUAUAACAAAGUGAGUUUUUGUGAAUUUAAAAUAUAAACUUGAAGAGAUUUUUUUAGGUUUGCACCAGCCAGUACUUUGUUUGGUACAUUGUUCUGCUGCCUCUUGUUGCCAGUAGAAUAAAUGUUCGUUUUUUUUUUAAAUUUCUCUCUCAAAUUAUGAUGAAACUGUAGUAAAUACUUCCUUGCAGAUGGAAACUUGGCGAGCAGUGAAGUUGACCUCAGCGUGGCUGGGAGCACAAGGAAUUUGGCUUUUGGUGGCGUAUCUCUACGAGUUCCGCGGCUGGAACACCUUCCUCCACAUGUUCCUCGCCUCCUUGCUUUUCUUGUUCGUCAAUGCCUUCAUCCUGCGCGAUCUACUUGCCAAAUAUAAACAUGAAGAUUUUAAGCUCAAAGCUGAAUAAGUUAUUUAUUGUGAUCUCUUACUUGUUUCACGGGUGCAUAUGCAAGUCUUAGAUGUAAUAAAUUUUCUAUUUGUUCGCUGUCGAACCCUCUUCGCUUCGUUUCCAUCGUCCUUGUGUAUUUUUGGAAAUGUAUAUAAGUUUUUGACCUUGGUAACAUUCAGAUGGUGUUUUAUCUGAUCGGCUUAGGGUUAGGCGACGUUGAGGAUAUCACUGUCAAAGGCCUGAACAUUGUCAAGUUUGGAGUAGAUCAGAAAUCAAGAAAAUAAGAAUUUUCGAGGAAAUGUUCCCGCGUACAUUUGGAAGCUUACACGAGUAUUUUGUGUUAUGGAUUGGACAAAUCGAAAUUGGAAGAGUUUUACGGGCGGCCUGUCAUUGAGGCGGACAGAACAGCCGUCGAACAGAACUCUGGUUAGUCGUUUUUUUUUGAAUCAGGAAAAAUAAGUUCAGAAAAGAGAAGAAAUAGCAUGUGACCAAGAUGGUCCAGUUUAGAGCAGCCACAAAUUUUUAAAAGAAAUUUUCUUUUUUGUUCUGAAUUAAUAUCGUCUGAACCUGAGAGCGUUGAAGAAACCAGCAAAAUAUUUGGAUGAAAAAAGAAAUUCUUGAAUAGGCAGUAAAAUAAUUGAAAGAAAGUUAAAAUAAUACAGAAAAAAUUAGUAAUUGAAUUCUUGGAGAUCAAAUGCCAUCGAGAGACGGUAUUCGACAAGUUUUUGUAGCUUGCCAGGGAUAACCGAUAUGAAAAAUUCUUACAGAAGAAAUCCUCAAAGGAGCCGACGUGGAAGACGUCGCGCUUCUGGUCGUCGGAGAUCCUUUUGGCGCCACGACACACGCCGAUUUAGUCCUUCGAGCCAAGCAAUCUGGAAUCCAAGUGAUUUCUCUCAGAGGUGGAGAAAUGAGAAGGCAGCCCUUGGCUUGGCGGCCAAGCCAAGCCAAAAAGCCAAACGAUAGAAAUGAGCCAUUAAUUUACGUGGUCUUUGGCAACUAGGUCAAGUACGUGCCGAUAACGCCCUGAACUAAUCAUUAUCAAUUUUGUAAAUUUUUUUAAUUGUUUUUUUCGCAACUUUGUGUUAACGUUUUUUUAAUCUACUGUAACAGUUAUUUCAGCAGGGAAUUGUCACGGAAACGGGUCAAAAGGCUACCUUUUCAAUCUCACUAGAGAACUAUUUCGACAAAAAAAUUUUGAGAUGCUAUGAAAUUGAUGCAAAAAAAAAAAUUCAUUUGGUUUCCAAAAAAGUCAAAUGACUGAAAAAUCCUAUUACGCCAGGCCACCUCGUUAAGAGUGGAAGGCUUACAGUUCUCUACCUGGAUUUUUUUCCGGUGGUAUGAAAAAUCAGCGAAUUUUCGAAAUGCGACUUUUUUCCGAUUUGUUCAAAUCGCUAAGGAACUUUCCGACGGCCACCUUUCCGACGGACCACUUCCCGACUUUUUUUCCCUUUUUAUUUUUUUCGGUUCCUAAAACAUUUUUUUGUCUACUUUUUUUGUGUUUUAAUCAUGAAUCAACUACCUACUUUAUAUGGGGGGAUUCAAAACGAAGAGUUUAUUUAGCAAAAAAGUUGAAAAGGAUUAGUCGGAAAGUUCUCCGUCGGAAAGCUCUCUAGCGAUUUGAAAAAAUCAGAAAAAUCGCCGUUCGAGUUUUCGCUGAUCUUUUUUUCAUACCACCAUUUUUUCGUGUUUUUGUGUUUUUGUAAAAAAGUUUCAUACAUCGCUCAAAACAAGCGCUUCUAGAUGUUAGGGCGAUUUCGCUUUACAAAUGACCGUCGCGCCACGCUGACUUUUGAAAAAGUCAUUUCUGCCUUUUGGGCGUUUAUGGCUUGGCAGGCAGGGCGGCCAGAGGGCAGCCAUCCUCCACCUCUGAUUUCUCUCAUUUUUUCUGUGUUUUAUCAUACGAAGUCUUAGGUUCGUGUGAUACACAAUGCUUCUAUUAUGAAUGCGGUUGGAUGCUGUGGUUUACAGGUGGGCUUUCGAUUCUAGUGAGAAAAUGGAGUUAGAGGUCGACUUCUAUUGCUUUUUUGAAACUGAUUAAGAAAAUCUUUUUCUUCGAAAUUCACCAAUCUCUGCUGGACUGGGGGGUGAAAGGAAAAGCGGAAAGCGCAUAGAAAGGCAGAAAAAAUGUUCGAUUUCGAUUUUGCAGCUGUACAAUUUUGGAGAAACAGUUUCGAUUGUUAUGUGGCUGGACGGCUGGGAACCGGACAGUUAUUACGACAAGAUUGCCGGCAACAAAAAUAGCGGAAUGCACACUCUUUGCCUUCUCGGUCAGUCUUUCGAAAAGAAUCGGCCCAACUAUCGUUUUUCAGACAUCAAAACGAAGGAGCAGACCGUCGAAAACAUGAUGAGGUUUGAACUGAAAUCUACAGUGUCUCAUGAAAUUUAAUAAAAAGCUAUUUGUGCCAUCUUCAUUUUUGAAUCGGCGUGAUUGAAAUAACUUUGAUAAAAACGCAUACAUAUGGGGUCCUUUUUUUAAAUUUCCAGUGAUGUUUUGUUGGAAGUUGUCUAAAUAGGUCGGAAAACAUGUAUGACGAGAAAGGUUAUUGGAUUCUUGCGCUAUCUUAAUUUUUGAAAUUAUCCCAGAGGCCGCAAGAUCUACGAGCCGCCACGAUACCUGACGUGUUCGGAGGCCGCGCAGCAGUUGCUCACGAUCUGCGAGCGACGGAGCGAGAAAGGCGAAGCCCCAGGUUCCAUUUACGCAGUUUUUAUUAUUGCAAAGUGUGUGUUAAUUUCAGUUUUGAACGAAAAUACGAUGGUUGUCGGAUUGGCUCGCGUCGGAUGGGACGAUCAAAAGGUUUUUUUUUCUUCCCCACUCCCGGUAGUUUAGCUGAAGGUUCCACGAAGGUGCAUCGAAAAUGGUCUUAAAGAGACGUUAGCCUUUGGUUUAAAACUUGAGUAUUUGAAAGAAAAUAAGUUAUUUGAGAAGAUAUCUCCCGUUAAUAUUCAUGUUUAAUUCUUAAGUUUCCAACUUUUGUAACUUGAUCCAUGAGGGAAGAGUUGAAUCGAAAAAUACAGUUUUUUAUUCUCCGUUUUUAGCGUUGUUAGCUUUUGCGAGUUUUUUUUUUGGUGUUUUAUGUUCUUUUCGGAUUUCGGCAGAUCAGUUCAGCUGGUCCGUUUUGGCACACUGGUGGUUCAAACUGUGCAUACACCGAUCUCAGUUUUUUUGUGCGGUAUUCGUUAAUAACAAGUUUUUUUGUACGAAGAAUAGACAAAUUUGAAGAAGAAAAAAAAUUAGAAUAUUCAAAGAUGGAAGUUUAGUUUCAUAAAAAAAGUUUCUGCGAACGCUAGCAAGUCUUAUGAAACGGCCUAAUUUGAGAAAUUUGAUUAAAAAAGCAUAUUUGAGAAGGCUAAUAAUAAUAAUAAUAAUAAGAUCUCUUCUGCUUUUCCCAAAAAAUUGAAAUGAUUAGCGGAAAUUUAGAGCAUCUUUGUGGUCUUGUUCAAUUCGAAAAACUUUCAUUUUGAAAAGAAAAAAGUUGCCUAGUAUAAACUAGAGAAAUAGCACAGUGAAGAUUCCUUCGGGCUUGAAGCAAUCCUAUGCCAGGUCAGUGAAAGCCUUGGUUUCUGCUGAAAGUGCGGAAGAAAAUGGCAACUUUUCGAGUUAUGCAAGGGUUCUGCAGACGGUCUACUGCACUCUGAAAGAAAUGGCCUCGCUGGACAUGGGGUCGCCGCUGCACUCCCUGAUCAUUCCCGGCCAGACUCAUCCGCUCGAAGUCGAUUUGCUCGACACCUUCCGGUUGCCGGAGAAAUCUGUCAAUUGA